UGCGCGCGGAAACGUUCCAGAACUUGGGAAGGGGAUCGACCGCUUUCCUGCGCGCCGCCCCUCAGACACGUUCCUCUGCUAGCGGCUCCGACAGGACCGUAGGGGAAGCUCAGCCUGUUGACUUGGAUGCCCUUAGCGCGGCUCUGCCCCACUGUGCAGCCGGAGGAGCGCCGAGCCCCCGAAGCUCGACUAUAAAAUGCCGGCAAGUGAAAUUAAACAGAGGAAGAGAGGCGCUAAUGAAACCAAACAAGGAAAACAGCUCGAGGAAGAGAGAGAGCCUCCGCCGGGGCCGAGCGGCGAUACGAGCGGGGGGAGGAAAGCGGCCGAGAUGGACGGCGCGGCCUCGAGCCAGUGGAGCUCGGCGGGCCGAGCGGGACCAAGAGUGAGCGCGGCUCUGUGGGUCGCGGUGUGUCUGGGACUGGCCUGGUUCGCGCUCCACCAGAACGGGAGGCUCGCGGAGCUGGAGCAGAAAUGCGGGCGCGCGGCGGAGCUGCUGGAGCUGCGCGAGCGAGUGACUCACCUCUCCGACAAGCUGGACUCUUCAGAAGAUGACGUGCAGGGGGCGUUCUCCUCCAGGUCCCUGGGGGCCCAGCUGGAGCAGGAGAUCUCCAGCCUGCGUGCGGCCAUCGUGGAGGAGCAGGAUCGCGAGAGCUCGGCCUCACGUGACAUCCAGGCCCUGAGUGAGCGCUUCAUGAAUGUGACAGAGGCAUGGCAGGGAGGGCUAGAGCAUGUAGCUGAGGACAUGGGUACCCUGAGGGCGGAGGCAAGGGCUGCGCACGGACUGGCGGCCCAGCGGGUCAACCAGGCUGAGGCCAGACUGCGGAGCCUGGAGGAGAGGCUGGAGGAAGUGGAGGAAGGCACAAGGAGAAAUGCCCGGGCACUGGAGCGCACCGAAGAGGACGACAUCCUGCGGGUGCGUGACCUGCUGGACUGGAAUACGGAACAGCUCCGGAAGCUGGAGGAGCAGCAGCGAGGCCUGGUGCGCCGUGAUGCCGAGCUCCGCUACAAGCUGGAGGAGCACCUGUCCCGAGCGCAGCGCCGUGAGGAACAGCUGCCUGCCGUCAAGGAGUGUGUCCACACGAUCCUGCUCCUGUCGGCCAAGCUGGGAGCCACCCAGCGCAGGGUGGAAGAGCUCACCUUGCAGGUGCUGGAUGUGGAGGGCAGCAUGCUCAAGAUUGUCUCGGAGAUCCUGGAGCUCCGCCAGACACUGGACACCCUACAGAAGGGCGGCAGUGCCAUCGAGAUAAAGAGUGACCUCAGUGUUUUCAAGGAGACUGGGACAGGGCUGCAGGGGGACAGCAUGGAAGAUGGAACCGAACAUGGGCCGCUGAGCCAGCAGGAGGCACCAGAGGAAACCACACGUGGGGCAUGAGAAAACCAUCAGAAAGGGACAUAAGGGCAUGUGUGAUGUCCUUUCUGCAGUGACCCACGGUCUGGAGAUGGUGCUAAAUGAGCUCCUGUCAUUUGUAGGAGAAACAGUGUGAUCAGUGGCGUUUCACAGCAGUCCCCAUUCUCACAUUACAGUAGAAACCGUAUUGUCUUUCAGACUCUUGUAUAUUCUGCCAAAACGUUUGUUGUCGGCAUUUAUUUUUUUAAGUUCUGUUCUGUUUUCUGUGUCUCAUGAUGACUGCGCUGGCCCGCGCUGGCUGUGAAUCAGCACCAUUCCGUAUUUCUUUUUCAUUCUGUUAUAUUAAAUACUUGUUUAAUUUCUUUACGCUUCUUUUAUUUUGUGACUGACUGUUACUGUAAAGCUGUAAAGAUGGUCAGUUUGGCUGGAUCGUUCACUGGAGUCCCACAGCAUCUGUAAUAGACUUCCUGAGAGAUGGGUUUUCCAGGGGAUUUUCGGUGUUCAAAAGCAGAUAAGUGGCCUCAGUGUGUCAACUCUGCUCUUAUUUUGGUAAAGGGCGGCUGACUUUACCUUAUAGCUGCUUCCCUUUCCUACUCAUGUGAAAGUUCAAUAAAUAAGUUGGUAUUUUUCUGCAUGAGCGAGUGACUCAACUCUGACUCGGCAGGUUUUCAUAUGCAAACAGAUUUUCUUUUCUCUAAAGCGACUUACAGUGUUAAG
Molecule: messenger RNA, 2065 nt
Organism: Scleropages formosus (Asian bonytongue)
Lineage: Eukaryota; Metazoa; Chordata; Actinopteri; Osteoglossiformes; Osteoglossidae
Gene: ikbip
Product: IKBKB interacting protein
Exons: 3
Coding region: 197-1372 (391 amino acids)
Source: RefSeq, a predicted model, not a curated record